AUGCAAACCUUGGCAUUCUAUUUCUCGCACAUCACCACCACCCAACUUGCAUGCACACCACGUGGCCGCCAGCGCCGCGCCACCACUCUCCACCGUCCACCACCUAUCUCCUCUCUCACACGACCACUUCAACGCCACCAGGUUACCCACUCUAUGCCACCUGAGAAAGUGGAGGUGUUCAAGUCACUAGAAUCUUGGGCCUCUCAGGGUAUCCUCCCUCUCCUCAAGCCCGUAGACCAAUGCUGGCAACCCAACGACUUCCUCCCGGACCCAUCCCAGCCGUUUGAACACUUCACUGAUUCAAUCAAGGCCCUCCGUGAACGGACGGCCGAGAUUCCCGACGAGUAUUUUGUAGUUUUGGUGGGUGAUAUGAUCACUGAAGAUGCAUUGCCCACUUAUCAGACCAUGAUCAACACUCUUGAUGGGGUAAAGGACGAGACUGGGGCCAGCCCAAGCCCAUGGGCCUCGUGGACUAGGGCCUGGACCGCUGAGGAGAACCGGCAUGGUGAUUUGCUGAGAACCUAUCUGUAUCUUUCGGGUCGGGUUGAUAUGUCCAUGAUUGAGAGGACCGUGCAGUACUUGAUUGGAGCUGGAAUGAAUCCAGGGACAGAAAACAGUCCUUAUUUAGGCUUCGUGUACACAUCAUUUCAAGAACGAGCCACAUUUGUGUCUCAUGGCAACACGGCACGGCUAGCCAAGGAAGGCGGGGAUCCCGUACUUUCUCGCAUAUGUGGGACCAUCGCAGCAGACGAAAAACGUCACGAGAAUGCAUACGUGAAGAUCGUCGAAAAGUUGCUCGAGGUUGAUACAAACGAAACCAUGAUUGCCAUUGGAGACAUGAUGAGAAAGAAAAUCACAAUGCCUGCCCAUUUGAUGUACGAUGGGCACGACGAACAUCUCUUUGAGCAUUUUUCGGCUGUGGCACAGAGACUUGGGGUAUACACACUCAAUGAUUAUGCUGACAUUCUGGAGUUCUUGAUUGGACGGUGGAGAUUAAAGAAGUUGGAGGGUUUAAGAGGUGAAGGGAGAUGUGCACAGGACUUCGUGUGUGGGCUGCCGUCGAGGAUCAGGAAGUUGCAAGAGCGAGCCGAUGAACGAGCCAAGAAGAUGAAGGCACAGAGUGUGAAAUUCAGCUGGAUUUUCAACACUGAAGUGACCCUGUAA
Molecule: messenger RNA, 1164 nt
Organism: Fraxinus pennsylvanica
Lineage: Eukaryota; Viridiplantae; Streptophyta; Magnoliopsida; Lamiales; Oleaceae
Source: the annotation of a GenBank genome assembly